This is a messenger RNA of Alternaria burnsii, 360 nucleotides long. RefSeq lists its product as uncharacterized. The transcript is spliced from 3 exons. The coding region runs from base 1 to 360 and encodes 119 amino acids. NCBI's taxonomy places the organism in Eukaryota, Fungi, Ascomycota, Dothideomycetes, Pleosporales, Pleosporaceae. The record is from RefSeq and is a predicted model, not a curated record.
AUGCCGGACCCGGCACAAAUCAACCGUUCGCUAGGGACCAUCAAGACGGAACUCGAGUACCUUGCCAACUCUGGUGUUUUGUCACCGCCACAGUUACAAUCUAUCCAGGCGCAGUUACCCCAACCGAACGGACAGCCGUCUCAGUAUAUUGAUCCGAAAUAUGUGAAUGGAGGGAAUCAGUUUAAUCCCGCCAUUAUUGCGCAGCAAGCGCAGGAUCCGGCGCAUCCGGCGAAUCCGAAUCAUCCAAAGCACCACGAAUGGGCUUCCAAAUUGGCGCAUAAAUUCGGUAACGCGGCUGUGUACGGUGCUGGAGCGACCUUUGGCGCGGAUUUGGUUAAUGAUGCUAUGAGGAAAUUCUAA